Molecule: messenger RNA, 1455 nt
Organism: Gastrolobium bilobum
Lineage: Eukaryota; Viridiplantae; Streptophyta; Magnoliopsida; Fabales; Fabaceae
Exons: 1
Coding region: 1-1455 (484 amino acids)
Source: RefSeq, a predicted model, not a curated record
AUGCCUUCUUCUGCGCCCAACAUGCUCUCAAAAUGCACCAUCUUCCCAGACCAAAAAUCCAGUAUGGGAAACCUCAAACUCUCAGUUUCAGACCUCCCCAUGCUCUCCUGCCACUACAUUCAAAAGGGGUGCCUCUUCACUGAACCUUCUCUCCCAAUCCACACUCUCAUCCCCCUCCUCAAGUCCGCACUCUCUCGAACUCUCUCUCUCUUCCCACCUCUCGCUGGUCGCCUCCACACUGAUUCCCAAGGUUACGUCUACAUCACCUGCAACGAUGCUGGCGUCGAUUUCGUCCACGCCAUUGCCACCGGAAUCUAUAUCCGCGACCUCUUAUCCCCACCCGAUGUCUCCCAAUCCUUCAAGGAAUUCUUCCUCUUCGACAGGAAAGUUAGUUACAGCGGCCACUCCUCCCCCCUUUUGGCCGUUCAGGUCACUGAGCUCCCCGACGGCUUCUUUAUUGGCUGCGCCGUUAAUCACGCCGUCACCGACGGAACCUCCUUCUGGAAUUUCUUCAACACCUUCGCCCAAGUCUGCAGAGGAGCUAAUAACUGCAUCCGAAAUGUCCCGGACUUUCGCCGCGACUGCAUCCUGAUCUCGAAAGCCGUGCUCCGGUUGCCGGAGGGUGGUCCGAAGGUGACAUUCAACGCCGACGCGCCGCUGCGCGAGAGGAUUUUUAGCUUCAGCCGCGAAGCCAUUCAGAGGCUGAAGACCAGAGCCAAUAACCGGCGGUUGACGGAGGCUUACGACGCUUCCGAGUUGAUGCAUAAGCAAAGCAACGAUCAUCGUCACCAGAAGGAGAACGGCAAGGUCGCCACGAUCCUCGAGAACUGGUUCAAGAGCUCCGCCGUUAAUUCGAAACCGCAAACGGCUACGGCAGGCGAAACGGUUGAGAUUUCGUCGUUUCAGUCGGUGUGCGCGUUGCUCUGGCGCGCGGUGACGCGCGCGAGGAAAUUUCCAGCGUCGAAAACGACGACGUUCAGAAUGGCUGUUAACUGUCGUCACCGGAUAGAGCCGAAAUUGGAAGCGUACUACUUCGGGAACGCGAUUCAGAGCGUGCCGACGUUUGCUUCUGCAGGCGAAGUGCUGUCUCAGGAUCUGCGAUGGUGCGCGGAGCAGCUGAACAAGAGCGUGAAGGCGCACGACGAAGCUAUGGUGCGGCGAUUCGUAGAGGAUUGGGAGAGUAACCCGAGGUGCUUCCCGCUUGGGAACCCCGACGGUGCAUCGAUCACCAUGGGUAGCUCUCCGAGAUUCCCAAUGUACGACAAUGAUUUAGGGUGGGGACGGCCCUUGGCGGUGAGGAGUGGAAGGGCCAACAAAUUUGACGGCAAGAUAUCGGCGUUUCCUGGCAGAGAUGGCAGCGGCACCGUUGAUUUGGAGGUUGUUUUGGCGCCAGAAACCAUGGCAGGGCUGGAGUCUGAUCCCGAGUUCAUGCUAUACGCUUCGAGUCAGUUAUGA